Nematocida major is the source of this 3228-nucleotide messenger RNA. Its product is annotated as isoleucyl-tRNA synthetase. Gene Ontology annotation, biological process: isoleucyl-tRNA aminoacylation. The coding region runs from base 1 to 3228 and encodes 1075 amino acids. The transcript has a single exon. Gene Ontology annotation, molecular function: isoleucine-tRNA ligase activity; ATP binding; aminoacyl-tRNA deacylase activity. NCBI's taxonomy places the organism in Eukaryota, Fungi, Microsporidia. The record is from RefSeq and is a predicted model, not a curated record.
AUGGACUUCAGCAAGGGAGAAGAGAGUAUACAGAAAUACUGGGAGGCAAUUAAGGCUUUUGAAAUGAGCAACAAGCUCAGCAAGGGCAAGAAGGAGUUUUCAUUUUAUGACGGCCCACCUUUUGCAACGGGCCUUCCGCACUACGGGCACAUUCUAUCGGGGACGAUAAAAGACACGAUAACGCGUUUCUACUAUCAGCAGGACUACCACGUAGAGCGAAGGUUUGGGUGGGACUGCCACGGGCUGCCGAUUGAGUACGAAAUAGACAAGCUGUACAACAUCAAGACCAAGCAAGACAUAGAGAAGAUCGGCGUGAAGCAGUACAACGAGUACUGCCGAGAAAUUGUCAUGAAGUAUUCGGCGCAGUGGGAGAACAUAGUUGGCCGCAUGGGGAGGUGGAUAGACUUCAAGAACGACUACAAGACCAUGGACUUCAGCUUCAUGGAGAGCGUCUGGUGGGUGUUCAAGGAGCUGUACAAAAAGGGCCUUGUGUACAGGGGGUACAGAGUCAUGCCGUACUCCACGGCGUGCAGAACCCCGAUGAGCAACUUCGAGGCAAACCAGAACUACAAAGUAACCACAGACCUGACAGCAACGGUGCGGCUGCCCUUGCUCAAGCCAAUAACUUUGAACGGGAGGGAGUACGCGAAGGUCUCGUUUUUGGCGUGGACAACAACGCCGUGGACGCUGCCAGGAAACUCUGCUCUGAUGGUGGGCCCUGGAAUGGACUACGUUCUUAUCCCGGACAAGGUGGAGGGCGCGCACGUUAUUGUGGGGAAGUUCUACGCAAAGAAGGCAAAGCCUGCUGAGGCGUUCAAGGGCGCGGACAUACUCGGCGUUGAGUAUGCGCAGCCGUUUGCGCACUUUGAGGAGAGAAGAGGCAGCGGGUACUUCCGAACGUACGGAGCAGAGUUUGUGGUCGAGGGGGCUGGCACAGGAAUAGUGCACUGUGCGCCCGGGUUUGGAGAGGAGGACUAUAACGCGUUUGUGAGCAACGGCAUCAUCCGGGAAAACGACGAGGUGGUCUGCCCGGUCGACGAGAGCGGGUGCUUCACGCAGGAGGUGGCCGAGUAUGCGGGCCGGUAUGUCAAGGAGAAGGAGCUCGAGAAGGAGAUCAUCCGGCGCCUUAAGGACAGCGGGGCUCUGUACGAAACCACGUCGGUGGACCACAGCUAUCCGUUCUGCUGGCGGUCAGACACGCCCCUCAUAUACAAGGCAGUGCCCAGCUGGUUUGUGCAGGUGAAGGACGCAGUGAAGGACCUCACGGAAAUGAACAAAAAGAUCAACUGGAGCCCGAAGGCAGUUGGGGACGGAAAGUUCGGGAAGUGGCUGGAAAAUGCGCGCGACUGGUCCAUAUCCAGAAACCGGUACUGGGGAACGCCCAUUCCCAUCUGGAUACGGGAGGGCGCAGGCGCCAAUCUGACAGAGGACGACAUCAUUUGCGUUGGGUCGUCGGAGGAGCUUAACGAGCUCUCGGGCGUGAAGGUGACAGACCUGCACAAGGACAUUGUGGACUGCGUGGUGAUAGAGAGGAACGGAGUGAAGUACGUCAGAACCGAGGAGGUCCUGGACUGCUGGUUCGAGAGCGGAAGCAUGCCGUACGCACAGAAGCACUUCCCGUUCGAAAACGAGAAGCGGUUCCAGAUGACGUUCCCCGCAGACUUUAUUGCAGAAGGCCUUGACCAGACGCGGGGGUGGUUCUACACGCUCCACGUGCUCUCGGUGCUGCUGUAUAGCUCUCCGGCGUUCAAGAACGUGAUGGUCACGGGGCUGGUGCUGGCCUCGGACGGGAAGAAGAUGAGCAAGCGGCUGAAGAACUACCCAGACCCCGUGGAGAUAAUGAACACGCACGGGGCAGACGCAAUGAGAAUGUACCUGAUCUCGUCCACGGCAGUGAAGGCAGAAAACCUCAAGUUCACAGAGGCCGGCGUGACAGGCAUUCUGAGAGAGCUGCUGAUUCCGUGGCAGAACUGCCUUAGGUUCUUGAAAACAACGUCGAGCGCGCAGGCCGAGGACACGACCGGCUGCGACGUUGAGGACAUCGCGCUAAGCGUGUCUGACAUGAGCAUAAAAAUGAGCGAAGACGAAAGCCUGCUGGACCUUUGGAUUCUGCAGGAGUUUGAGGAGUUCUCGCUCUCUGUGCAGAGGGAGGGCCUGGCCUACAGGCUGCACAGCGUGCUUCCUAUGGCCGUGGACUUUUUGGGAGACCUUAGCAGGUGGUACAUCCGGCUCAGCCGAGACAGGCUUAGAAACACAGAAAUGAAGGUGCUGAAACACAUUCUGAAAGGCUUCUCUGUGAUUAUGGCGCCGUUUGCGCCGUUCUUCAGCGAGGUGUGCUACCAGGAGCUGUGCGGAGACGGCGAGGGCUUCUUUGCGUGCGACGUGCCGGAAAUGGUGAGCCGGCGGGGAAGCGAGGCCGGGCUGUCUGUGCACUUCCAGAUGUACAAGGCCCAGAUAGAGAGAACAAAGGAGAAAAUACUGAAAAUAUCCAAGCAGACAAAGGCAGCUUCUCUGGACAAAAUUUUGACAGACUUCAGAAAAGUAAAGAGCGUGAUAGAAACCGUGCGCGUGAUUAGGGAAAAGUGCGAAAUAGCGCUGAAGAUGCCGUUGAUGGAGAUUUCAGUCGUGGGGAUGGAGGACUCUCCGGUGCUUACAAACAUCCUGAAGAAAGAGUCUAACUCCAUGCGCGUGGUGUAUAGACAGGAGAGCGACUACGCGUGGAAGAAGGAGGUUGUUCCAGACUUCAAGAAAAUCAGCGCGCUGUACGGCGGGGCGGAGGUCCAGAAAAGGUCAUCUGCCAUCCGAAAGUGUGCUGGGGACCAGGAGUCGAUAGAAGGCUUGAUGCGCUCGGGGAGUGCGCUGCUGGAUGGGCUUAGCAUCACCCGCGAGGAGGUGAUUUACAGAAGAGAGGCUGUUCAGCUGCCGCCAACCCAGAGAGGCGCAGCCGCGUCAGACACUAUCUACGUGGUGGUGCAGACGGAGCGGACCCCGGAGAUAGAAGACCUGUGGAUCCGGAGAGAAGUCAAAAGCUGCGUGCAGAAGCUCAGAAAAAAGGCAGCUCUCUGCAUAUCAGACAGAGCACUUCUUCACGUGGCAGGGAUAGAAGCAUCUCACGUGAUCUGCGACGCAAACACACGCAUAACAGGAGAACUGCCUGCUGACGCUGUGACGGAGGUGCUGAAGCUGGCCAAGCAGACGAUUACGCUGUCGCUAUCAAAGGAAAAGUAG